Penicillium soppii is the source of this 1062-nucleotide messenger RNA. RefSeq lists its product as uncharacterized. Bases 1 to 1062 code for a protein of 353 amino acids. The record is from RefSeq and is a predicted model, not a curated record. The transcript has 6 exons. Lineage: Eukaryota; Fungi; Ascomycota; Eurotiomycetes; Eurotiales; Aspergillaceae.
AUGGGCUCCAGUGACAAUCUACAGCCUCAGGCCAUUGGUCUGAUCUUUGCUUUUCCUUCACUUGCGACCGUGGCUGUGGCUCUACGCCUUUAUAGCCGCACACUGACGAAGUCGUUUGCCGCAGAUCGGCAGAUCAUGUACUGGGCGGAGACAUUUACAUCUUAUAAAGUGAUCAUUUACACGUAUAUUGGCUAUAAUGUUGGGGAUAUACCUCUCGACUAUCCCGCUACUCUUGGAAACAAAUAUGGUUACGCGACUGAGCUCAUCUACAAUCCCAUUUUAGCUCUCGUCAAAACCUCCAUCCUGCUCUUCCUCUUGCGUUUGACUGGCCAAAAAACCAUCUGGGGACUUUUGAUCUUCAAUGGCCUCACGGCUGUUGUCACGUUCUUGAUCACUGUUUUUCAUUGUCUUCCCAUUGCCGCUAACUGGGAUGCGGCUUCAUAUCCUGACGCGAGGUGUCUCAAUUUCGCAGACUUCGUUACCGGCACCGCCUCGGUAUCCAUUCUUACCGACGUGUUGGCGCUAAUUUUGCCCACCUGGAUCGUAUAUCGGCUACAAAUGCAAUGGAAUCAAAAAUUGAUGCUGAUUGGUAUUCUAUCUUUUGGUCUUUUAACUGUGGUGGCAGGCAUUGUUCGCGUGAUUCUCCUUGACAAAUUCGACCGCCAUAUCCCCGAAAAUUACACACACUCGGUCCUCUUUUGCGUGUCAACUAUCGAAGUCGGCCUGUCGUUUGUCGCUGCGUGUGCUCCCUCCUUCAAACCACUCGUUACCCGACUCGUCCCCAAGCUCUUCGGCUCGACCCGCACCGGCCCGUACGGCGGCUCCACCAACCGCAGCGGUCGGGGCUACAACCUUGAGAAUGGGACAAACUUCAGUCGCCGGGAGAACGAUCAGACCAUCACCGUUGUCGAGGGUGGGGAUCAUGAAUUGGGGUACGGACCCAAGACGAUGAAUCCCAAGAACAUGAUCACCAUGACCACACAGAUGGAGGUUACUUGGGCACAGUCAAAUCGCGAGGAUCAGGAUACCAGUAGCACGGAGAGUCUUGUGCAUGCGAAAUAA